This is a messenger RNA of Phyllostomus hastatus (greater spear-nosed bat), 2978 nucleotides long. It is a transcript of the gene ZNF483, whose product is annotated as zinc finger protein 483. Gene Ontology annotation, biological process: regulation of transcription by RNA polymerase II. Gene Ontology annotation, molecular function: RNA polymerase II cis-regulatory region sequence-specific DNA binding; DNA-binding transcription factor activity, RNA polymerase II-specific. The record is from RefSeq and is a predicted model, not a curated record. The transcript is spliced from 6 exons. The coding region runs from base 245 to 2518 and encodes 757 amino acids. NCBI's taxonomy places the organism in Eukaryota, Metazoa, Chordata, Mammalia, Chiroptera, Phyllostomidae.
CGGCUCCUAGGACGCACUCGGGGCGGCGUAGGGGCCGAGGACAGCCGACUUACCUGGCUGCGCUCCCAAUGCCACAGCUCUUGUGGGAGUUUCUGCAAGACCAUAAACUGAAUCCUUGGAAUCGUGGUAUUGGCUGUGUGUAGUGCCUAUCGGUGAACUGUACUGAUACUCCACUAGAGUCUGAAGGGGACUGAAUUCUUGCUGGUGACACGCUUUGCAAGCCAUAGUACCAUACCUGAACAACAUGACGGCCCUCCCCCCAGAGCCUCAAACUCUGGCCUCAGAUGAAGACAUCAAGGUCAUAAUAAUGGAUACACUUGGGGAUGAAGAAGCGACCCCGAGAGGAAACGAUGUUGACCCAGAGUCUUUCAGACAGAGGUUCAGGUGGUUUUGUUACUCAGAUGAGGCUGGACCCAGAAAAGCCCUGAAUCAACUCUGGGAGCUCUGCGUUCAGUGGCUGAGACCAGACAUCCACACGAAAGAACAGAUUUUAGAGCUUUUGGUGUUUGAGCAAUUCCUGACCAUUUUGCCUGGGGAGAUCAGGAUUUGGGUCAAGUCACAACAUCCUGAGAAUAGUGAGGAAGUGGUAACCUUGAUAGAGGAUUUGACCCAAACGCUUGAAGAAAAAGAAGAUCCAGUUUCUCAAGAUUCUGUUAUUUCUCAAGAGGAGAGCCCUGAAGAAGAUAGAACAGUUUCUGUCCUUCCGAAUACUGAGUCUGGGGAAUCCAUGACGCUCGAGGAUAUAGCUGUGAACUUUUCCAGAGGAGAGUGGAGGAAGCUGGAACCUUUUCAAAGGCAGCUAUAUAGGGAAGUGCUGCUGGAGAACUUUAGGAACCUGGAAUUUGUGGGCUUUCCAGUUUCCAAACUAGAUUUGGUUUCCCAGCUCAAGUGGGUUGACCUGCCCCAACUACUGGAAAAAGAGGUCUCAAAAGGCUCCAGACCAGAGUGUGAACCUAGAGGUGAUCUGAAGAAAUCUGUUCAAAAUCAAGAUGCUCUUGUGGACGAAUCGACUUUAGAUAAAAUAAUAGAGAGGUACCUCAUAGGUGGCGAUGACGGCUUGACGGGAGAAUCUUCGAAACGUGGUAGGCUAGAGGGGGACCGCAGCAGUAGGGAACGUUCGCAAGUAGCAGGCACACUAAAGAAAACUCACAAGAGAAGCUCUAAGGGUGAGGAAACUGACCCAGACAAGGGAAGUAGUUUCAAGAACACUUCGGACAUAAUUAAACACGUGAGAGCCUACUUAAAGAAGAAGUCCCGGAAGUAUAACGAAAGCAAGAAACGCUUCAGUUUUCAUUCAGACCUGAUGACGAACCGCAAAGAGCACAUGGGAGAAAAGCCACGGAAACGUAGGGAACGCAGGAAAGUUCUAAGUCACUCUUCAUCACGUCCUGAACAUCAGAAACAUCAGAAAAUUUACAUGGGGACCAAGCCCCAGAAGUGCACUAACUGCGGGAUAGACUUCACUCAAAGCUUAUCCCUUGUUAAGAGAAGAAAAACCCCUAUAUGUGAGAAAUGUUGGAAAUAUGAAUGUCGGGAAAAUGAAAGUCAGGAUGAAACCUCAAAGAAAGAUGAGGGAGCAGAGACUGCAGAAAAAACCCAUAAAUGCAGCAAAUGUGGGAAAGCCUUCGGCUAUAGUGCCUCCCUGAGCAAACAUCAGAGGACGCACACUGGGGAAAAGCCCUAUCUGUGCGACGAAUGUGGAAAGUCCUUUAGUGACAGUUCAUCCCUGACGCCACAUCACAGGACCCACAGCGGUGAGAAGCCCUUCAAAUGCGAUGACUGCGGGAAAACUUUCACCCUCGCUGCCCACCUCAUUAAACAUCAGAGAACUCAUACUGGAGAAAAGCCCUACAAGUGCAAAGAAUGUGGGAGACCCUUCAGUGACAGUUCAUCUCUAAUUCAACAUCAGCGAAUUCAUACUGGAGAGAAACCCUACACGUGCAACAAUUGUGGGAAAUCCUUCAGUCAUAGCUCAUCGCUGUCCAAGCACCAGAGGAUCCAUACUGGAGAGAAGCCCUACAAAUGUGGCGAAUGUGGAAAAGCCUUCCGACAGAACUCCUGCCUCACCCGGCAUCAGAGAAUUCACACUGGAGAAAAACCGUACUUAUGUAAUGAUUGUGGAAUGACUUUUAGCCAUUUUACCUCUGUCAUUUACCAUCAGAGACUCCAUUCAGGAGAGAAACCCUACAAAUGCAGUCAGUGCGAGAAAGCCUUCCCUACCCAUUCGCUCCUCAGCCGUCAUCAGAGAAUUCACACUGGAGUAAAACCGUAUAAAUGUAAAGAAUGUGGAAAAUCCUUCAGUCAGAGCUCCUCUCUGAAUGAGCAUCAUCGGAUCCAUACCGGAGAGAAACCCUACGAAUGUGACUAUUGCGGAGCAACCUUCAGUCGCAGCUCGAUCCUCGUAGAGCACCUAAAAAUUCACACUGGAAGAAAAGAAUAUGAAUGUAAAGAAUGUGAAAAGACAUUUAAAAGUAAUUCGGGCCUCCUCAGACAUCGGGGAUUUCACUCUGGAGAUUAAUUCUCAGGCUACAGUAAGGUGGGGGGAAAUGUAAUCAAAACUGUCCCUUAUUAGAGACCCAUAUUGAUUAGUAGCUGCGACUUCGAUGGGUUGUCAGCUAGGAAGAACAGACUUUUCCCCAUUCACCUUUCUCUGCAAGGACGGUAACUUUUGGGAGAUGGUAAUUAGGGCUGGUAAAGUCAUGUGGAAAGUGAAAAUAGUAUGAGAUGUAAAGUGACUGUAAAAGGCCAAAUAUGAAUGUAAAAGACUGGGAGGUGUGCCCAAGACCCACCCUGUUAGCCUCUUCGGAAGAUUUCCCACUCAUCUGGCAUCCCCUUGCACUGCCAUACGGUGUAGUAGAGAACUUGAUUGUGGUCAUACAUCACCUGCAUUCUGUCCCAGUUUGCCAGCCAGGCCGCUCUGUAACCUUGGGCAAGUUUGACCUUCCUGAAUUUCAGUUUCUGAACUGGCAGAACAAAAG